GCGAUGAACGCGAGCGCCUCUUCCCUCAAUGAGUCCCAGGUGGUGGCAGUGGCGGCAGAGAGCGCGGCGGCAGCAGCUACAGCGGCAGGGGCGCCGGACACCAGUGAAUGGGGGCAUCCUGUCGCGGCCGCGGCGCUGGCAGGCGGGGGCGUGGCUAAUGCGUCGCUGGAGCUGUCUUCGCAGAUGCCCGCGGGGCCGCCUGGGCUGCUACUGUCAGCGGUGAAUCCAUGGGACAUGCUGCUGUGCGUGUCGGGGACAGUGAUUGCAGGAGAAAAUGCACUGGUAGUGGUGCUCAUCGCGUCCACCCCGGCGCUGCGCAGGCCCAUGUUUGUGCUGGUGGGCAGCUUGGCCACCGCAGACCUGCUGGCCGGCUGCGGACUCAUCUUGCACUUCGUGUUCCAGUACGUGGUGCCCUCGGAGACGGUAAGCCUGCUCACGGUGGGCUUCCUUGUGUCCUCCUUCGCUGCCUCGGUCAGCAGCCUGCUGGCUAUAACAGUGGACCGCUACCUGUCCCUCUACAACGCGCUCACCUACUACUCACGGCGGACCCUGUUGGGUGUGCACCUUCUGCUCGCCGCCACCUGGACGGUCUCUCUAGGCCUCGGGCUGCUGCCGGUGCUAGGCUGGAACUGCCUGGCAGAGCGUACAACCUGUAGCGUGGUGCACCCUCUGACGCGCAGCCACGUGGCGCUGCUCUCCGCGACCUUCUUUGCGGUCUUCGGCAUCAUGUUGCACCUGUACGUGCGCAUCUGCCAGGUGGUCUGGCGCCAUGCGCACCAGAUCGCGCUGCAGCAGCACUGCCUGGCGCCACCCCACCUUGCAGCCACCAGAAAGGGUGUGGGUACGCUGGCUGUGGUGCUGGGUACUUUUGGUAUCAGCUGGCUGCCCUUUGCCAUAUACUGCUUGGUGGGCAGCCGCGAGGACCCGGCUGUCUACACCUACGCCACCCUGCUGCCGGCCACCUACAACUCCAUGAUCAAUCCUAUUAUCUACGCCUUCCGCAACCAAGAGAUCCAGCGUGCCCUGUGGCUCCUGUUCUGUGGCUGUUUCCAGUCCAAAGUGCCCUUCCGCUCCAGGUCUCCCAGUGAGGUCUGA
Molecule: messenger RNA, 1095 nt
Organism: Phyllostomus hastatus (greater spear-nosed bat)
Lineage: Eukaryota; Metazoa; Chordata; Mammalia; Chiroptera; Phyllostomidae
Gene: GPR6
Product: G protein-coupled receptor 6
Exons: 1
Coding region: 4-1095 (363 amino acids)
Biological process (GO): G protein-coupled receptor signaling pathway
Cellular component (GO): membrane
Molecular function (GO): sphingosine-1-phosphate receptor activity
Source: RefSeq, a predicted model, not a curated record